AUGGUGGUGUUGGUGGUCACGCGGCGGUCUUGUGAUACCUUCGUCCCGACCGCCCCGUCGACGUGCCCCUGGGUCACAUCAGUUGGCUCGUCGCAGCUCGUUUUCGAAAACUUCACUAAGAACAACUUUUCGGAGAUUGCGGCGUCCUUUUCCACAGGCGGUUUUUCGAACCACUUCAAGGCACCCACCUACCAGAAAGCAGACGUCAGUUCGUAUGUUGCGGGGGUUAACGGUUACGAAGGGUUGUACAACAAGACUGGACAAGGCAUCCCCGAUGUGUCUGCUCAGGGGGUGAACUUCCCCAUUCUCCUUAGCGAACGGUGGUACCUCCAGCCAUCGCAUUCCUCAACGACGAGCUCAUCUCGGCUGGGCGGCCCCCCGCUCGGGUUCCUUAACCCGCUCCUCUACAGUCCAGCGGGGCGGGCCGCGCUCAAUGACGUGUCGGUUGGCAAAAACCCCGGAUGCGGAACAAGCGGGUUCAACGCGACUGCUGGCUGGGACCCUGUCACUGGCCUCGGGUCGCCGAACUACGCCAGACUCAGGAAGGCAGUUGGACUCGCGUAG
This is a messenger RNA of Mycena indigotica, 564 nucleotides long. RefSeq names its product Family S53 protease-like protein. Bases 1 to 564 code for a protein of 187 amino acids. NCBI's taxonomy places the organism in Eukaryota, Fungi, Basidiomycota, Agaricomycetes, Agaricales, Mycenaceae. Gene Ontology annotation, molecular function: tripeptidyl-peptidase activity; serine-type endopeptidase activity. The record is from RefSeq and is a predicted model, not a curated record. Gene Ontology annotation, biological process: proteolysis. The transcript has 6 exons.